Molecule: messenger RNA, 231 nt
Organism: Paramecium primaurelia
Lineage: Eukaryota; Ciliophora; Oligohymenophorea; Peniculida; Parameciidae
Source: the annotation of a GenBank genome assembly
AUGAUAUAAAAUGAAGAGAAAAUAUUGAAGUUCAGAUAUUCAAUGAUGGAAUAAUAAACCUAAUAACAACUUUAAUAGAACAUAGUGAUUGGAUUUAUAAUUUAAUUUAUAGUAACAAGCUUAAUUCUUUUAUUUCAAGUUCAGGUGAUAAUACUAUUAAGUGAUGGAAAUAAAUAAAUUUAAAUGAUUCGAUUAGUUCAAAACGUCAUUAACACUAUACACAUUGGGUGA